AUGGUUAUAUCUAACAAAGACCUUCAGGAAACUGUCUACAAUAGAUGCAUCAAAAUCAGGUCAAAUACAACAAGAGAAUAUCAAAUGUUCUCUGCUGUAAGUCCUAUUGAAAAUGCGUCCAGAAAUGUUGAGAUACUUUCUAAAAUGAUUUCUGAUCUUGAUUUUGAUGACGCUGACUUGCAAUUACAGAAGAAGAAUAUUUGUUUUGAAGCAGUUGAUUAUGAUAAUAAUCCAAAAAAAGUCGUGUUUGAUUACUUACAUCAGACGGCAUUCCAAGGGACUCCGUUAGCUCAAAGCGUGAUGGGCCCAACAAAAAAUAUAUUAGAAUUUGAUAAAAAUAUAAUUAGUAAUUUUAAGUCCGAAAAUUACCAACCACAUCGAUUAUUUUUGGCAGUGUCUGGGGGAGUGUCACAUGCAACAAUGAUGGAUGAAGUUCGUAGGAAUUUUCAUUGCUUAAGAAAUACAGAAUGCAAAGAAUGCUAUAUUGGUGCGCAACGUUUUACAGGUUCACAAAUUAUUUCCCGUGACGAUUGUAUGCCUUAUGCUCAUGUUGGUAUUGCUAUAGAAGCGCCAGGAUAUAAUUCUCCAGAAUACUUGACACUUCUAGUUGCAAGUAGUCUAACAGAUUCAUGGGAUAGGACACAAGGUGGAACUAUUUGUAAUGGAUCUCCAUUAGCACGUGCGGCUUCAACUUCUUUAUUAUGCGAAAAAUUCGAGUCCUUUUACAUCGCUUAUCAUGAUGUUGGAUUGUGGGGUAUAUAUUUUGUAGGUGAUCGAUUAUGUUUAGAUGAUAUGGUAUCAAACAUUCAGGAUCAAUGGAUGCAAAUGUGUACUACUAUAGUUCAAAGCGAUGCCCAAAGAGCAGUCAAUUUGGCAAAACUUAAAUUGGCUAAGAAGAUUAAUGGUGUCGCUAAUUCUUGCCGUGAUAUUGGCUUACAGUUGUUAUAUAAAUCUGAACUUAAAAAUUUAUCUGAACUAUAUUGUGAAUUAUCAAAUGUAACAGAUAAAAUGAUUAAGGAUGUAGCAUUCAACUAUAUUUACAAUAAAUGUCCUGUUGUUGCCGCAAUUGGUCCCACUGAGGGUCUACCGGAUUACAAUAGAAUUAGGUCUGGAAUGUAUUGGUUGAGACUG
This is a messenger RNA of Brenthis ino (lesser marbled fritillary), 1131 nucleotides long. The record is from the annotation of a GenBank genome assembly. Lineage: Eukaryota; Metazoa; Arthropoda; Insecta; Lepidoptera; Nymphalidae.